AAUACUUGGUAAUAUCUGUGAUUGAGAAAAUACAAGAGUAGGUUAGAAGAAGAAUGGUGCUCUGUCUUUACCCUAUUUAAAGCAAUUGAGUGUUAUGAAACUUGUAUUGCUUUCGGAGGAAUUGGAAUAAUUUUAAAUGGCGGAGGAGGUAGAUUAGAUUAAUAGUUUUGUGAUGCUCCCUUGUGUAAUUAUAUUGUAAUACUGUAGUGGACUGUCACAACUAUGUAAUAUUGCAUUAGAAGCAAGUACUGUGUAUGUGCAUUGACAUGUUGCUCAUCCGUGUCUUGUACGAUGAAAUAUAAAUAAAAGGCAAAUUCUAAGAGAAAAGAACACAAUAGAAUUUAUGCUGGUAGAAGUUUACUGAUGUUUCAGAGGUGCUUACUUUCUCCAUCAUCUGGGCUAUCACACUAUUUCCAUUAGUGAGGCAGAUGCUUAGAACCCUGCAUAUGUUGUUAAACUAUGUUCCUGAAAUGACUGCUACACCCAAACAAACAGAAUGCAAAUAUAAUUUGAGGAUCUCACAGUGACUGAGAACUUGGAAUGCAAGUAAUCUUUUCUGGAAGAUGAAAAUAUGGGACUUAGAGUUACUUACUUGUCCAAGUGUUUUCUUGUUGCACUAGGACUUGUGUUCUAUUGUGAAUUCCUCAUUUACUAUAUUGUUUUACUGCAGUGUUGGUGGCCACAAUUGGACCCAAACAAGGCUGACAACACAAUUAAUUUAAGACAAAAUGAGCAACCAGUUCGUGCUCUUCUGUUGGCAGACACACAUCUUCUUGGAUCCCGCAAAGGCCACUGGUUUGAUAAGUUGAGAAGAGAAUGGCAAAUGUAUCGAGCCUUCCAGACAGCCAUGGGAAUACACAAUCCAGAUAUUGUAUUUGUACUUGUGGGGCCCUACUGUACUGCUUUUUUCUCUGCAGGGGAUCUGUUUGAUGAGGGGCUCUGGUGCAGUGAGAAAGAAUUUGCAUACUAUGUGAACCGGUUCAAUGACUUAUUCAGGGUGCCAGCAGGCUCACAAAUGUUCGUUGUGGUUGGGAAUCAUGAUGUUGGUUUCCAUUACGGGAUUAGCCCUUACCUGCAUGAACGCUUCUCAUCAGCUUUUGAUGCCCAGUCUGUACGGCUGGUCUCAGUCAAGGGCAACCACUUUGUAUUGGUAAACAGCAUGGCAAUGGAAGGGGAUGGCUGUUUCUUGUGCCGUCCAGCGGAGUUACAGCUGCAGAAAAUUUCAAGAAGGUUGAAGUGUACGAAUGGAGUGGGCAGAUGCGAUCGAGGCAUGGAUCUCACCCAGUACAGUCGCCCCAUUUUACUACAGCAUUUCCCAAUGUACCGGGAGUCAGAUGCUGAAUGCAGCGAACCUGACCAAGCACCCAAGGAUGAGAAGACGCAGAAAUUUCGUGAGCGGUGGGAGUGCGUCUCGAAAGAAUCUUCAGAACAGCUGUUGGAUAUCUUGAAGCCUCGUCUUAUUGUGACUGGUCACACACAUCAUGGCUGUCAUCGUACACACAGAGAAGACAUUCAUGAGUGGACUCUCCCAUCAUUCAGUUGGAGAAAUAAGGACAAUCCUAGUUUCAUGCUAGCAGUGUUCACUCCAAACAACUAUGCUGUUUCCAAGUGUGCAAUGCCACGGGAGUCCACAGUAAUCUGGUUGUACAUGUUUGGAGGAGCUCUCUUAUUUUUCUGGAUAAUGCUUACAUACCGACGGUUGUGCCGGCAUACACGAUGGUUUAAGACCAAUUAGUUAGCUCUAUAAUUGCCAUCUAAAAUGAUUUAUAUAUUAUUUCUGUUGAAAUACCUUGUAUGUGACAUACAUGUUGAAGAGAUUAUUUUGUCUUGCAAGGUACAGAAUUGUAGUAAGAGGAGUGGUGACACUACAGCCUUCUUACAUUGCCACAGGAACAUGGGAUCUUUUAAACAUGUAAUUUGUAGUGAGGAUUUGCGUAUCUUUAGUAGAAUUUAAUUUGGAAGCCAUUUGAUUGAUAGGUUUUUGUAUUAUGUGAAUAUUGUGUUAUUGCAGUAGCCUGGAGAUGUGAUCAUUGAUCCCUUGGGUGUAUGCUUUUUUCUGGUACUUCUGGCUAGUCUGGGUUUGAAUAUUCUGUUGACGUCCUAUAUGGAGUGGUCAUUGGCUUAGAGAACAGACCUAAUAUGUUGUAGUUCUGGGGCCCAGCUGGCCUUGUCACAGGUGGUGUCUGUUCUGUUUGUCAGGGUGAUGAUGAUGAUGGACCUCUUGUGAAUUGGUGGGUGGGUGGUGUGAUGCUGCCUGCAGGUAUCUGUAUAUAUAGGUGGCUUUCCUACAGAUGCAUGCCCUUGUGAGUUGUUGGGGCGGCAGUUGGCCACACAUGAAAGCCAGAGUCAUACAAUAGUUGAGAAGUUCAGUUCAUCUCUGCUGUUAUGUGUGCAAAAAUGUAACAGGAAUUUUGAGGUAUGUAAACAAUUAUGAUUUAAUUUGAUCUCAUAUUUAUAAGAUUCUUUAAUCAUUAAUUCUACCACAUGCAAUUCAAAUAGGCAUUUAGGCCUCACUAGACAGAUUUAAUUUUGGACAUUUAAAUAAAAAAUUGCAUCCUUACAAAAAAUUGUUACAUAUCUUGUAGACCUCUGCCUUUAAGAUUUUGAAAUAAAAAGUAUCCUCGUAAGAAACAGAUUAUCCCCCCCCCCAAAUUCUUUCUUUUUAAAAAAACAAACAAAAACAAACAUUCUUUUAUAAAAUUAAAAUAUGUAAUUGUAGCAAUGCCGCAUUUGUACAACAGUGGGCUGUGAAGUAUUUGUAAGUUCAGCUUGCAUGGUAAUCCCCAAAAACAUGAAUACACACAAUCUAAACUCACACUCACACAACAGAAAAUUGCAGUUUUGACAAUCGAUAUGGUGUCAAGUCUUCAUGCUGUGGUGUUUAAUUAAGCACAGAGGGAAUUUUAGUUGUGUUUCCUUUUUAACCUAAACUGAAACUUAUUUAUGUACAUUGAGUACACCUCAUGAUACUAAAAACAGGAACAUAUAAAUUUACUACCGAAGCCCUAAAGCAUUUUUUGCACAUCACCUUCAAAGCAUUUGUUUUUCAUUCAUGGUGUAAUCAUGGUAUACUUUAUCAUACCAGCUAAUUUCUCUAUGUCAUGUAAUUAUUGUGGGCUUCUAACAUCAAGCUCAAAAGAAACUUCAGUUUUUGUAGUAAAUCAUAAAAGAAUAUGUAAUAUUUAUUAUAAUGAGCCAUAUAAUUUUUAUACAUUUUCUAUACUGUUUAUAAAUUGGACUGCAAUAUUUAGGUUAGACAUUGGUAUUAUAGUAUCUUUACUAUGAAUAACAGCAUCAAAAUUAUACUUUGUUAAUGCUUUCAUUUUAAGGUUUGUCUCUUAAACAGCAUACACUUGUAGAUCAAAUUUUUACAGGAUAUAAAACAAUUUACUGUUUCCUUAACCUUUCCUGUUAAUAUCAUAUCUGUUUCUUGACAUGGUUUUAUAGGUCAUGGGAAAUAAUUUGAAACUAAAAUUGUCCUUACCUCUGUAGCAAAAAUAUAUUUAAAUAAAUGAAAAGAAUGUAACAGUUAAGGAUGCACACCAUAAUGUUUCUUUGAAAUAUGAGUGCCAUUUAUAGCCUAAGACUUUGUAUUUAAAACAGAGCAGUAUGCCAGAUGUACUGAGUGCUGGAAGCAUCUCUUCAGUAUGUGAAUAAUAAUGUAGGUGCAGUAAUUUUUACAAUUUGUCUGAACAUCCAGUUGAGCCAUAACAUAAACAUAUUUAUCAGGUGCAGAGUUAUGCAUUGUGACUAUAAAAUGGUUAAAAAUAUGGUACUUGACAUUUGCAUGAAUUGUGUCUUGUAGUACAGAGAAAUAAUUUGAGACCAUUAUCAUUUCUAAAACAUGUCUGAGAAAAUUUGGCAUUACUUUAAAUUUAUUGCUUUAGCAUGGCAAACCACUUCUGUAUCACCUGCCUAAAAAACAUAUGAACAGGACCCAGUCCGAGAAAAGGAUGGAAGGAUCCUGUUCAUAAUAUGUCGCCAACCUCCUGUAAAGGAGACGGCGUAAUAAAGAAGAAGAAUGCUUAUAGCAGGAGGUUUCAUUGAAUUUCUUCUGAGAUUACAGAAUAUUAUUUUGUGAAAGUAGUAAUGUGCUGAGGGGAAAAUAUUUGUAUAGUGUGCUGGAAAAACCAUUUUAUUUCCAUUUUAGACCCAAAAUUACACCAAACAUGAUGAUGUGUUGUGUAAUUAAAUAAUUUUAUUCAUUAACCCUUCAAAUUUGAUUAACAUAUGUAGCAUGCUAGUUGCUUCACAUGUAAUUCAGUGCACAUAGCGCAGCUCAUUUUUUGUUUAAAUUAAUUUGUUUGGUACAAAAUCAGAGGCACAUUUGGACUUUCCAUUGAUCUAAAUGUGUAACACAUUUUUUGCAAUUUCAGCACACAAAAGGUUUAUUCCCAACAGUACUGGUAGGUCAUGGUAUGCUAACUAACUAACUAACUAGAUGGCUUACCGAACCAGAAGGUUCAUCACCGAAUUAACCAAAGCCCUCCAUCUGUCCCCUGUCCUGGGCCAACAAAAUCCAGUCUCCUUCAACUCCUAUCUCCCAUAGAUCCCGCCUGACAUUAUCCUCCCAUCUACGUCUAGGUCUACCCAGUGGUCUUUUCCCCGCAGGCUUCCCAACCAAUACCUGGUGCUAGUAUAUUUAUUACUAUUGUGCAUCUGAUUUGUUCAGAUAUCCUUGUAUUGCAGUUAUAAAUCUGCUGUUCUCGAGCCUAAUUCAGCAUUGAGGGAGACUGGCGUAAAAUGAACAUGGGUAAAAUGACUGUCAGUUUUUAAAUUUAGCAUAAUUUGGUUGGUUAUGUUGGUACUCAACUCCAGUGAAAGAUGGCGUAUUUCUAGAGCGCGGUUUUGAACCUUUGUGCGUAGAAGUAUGUUUUAUGAUGUUUCUCUUACGUUUUUAAAGUCACAGUUUUAUCAGAAUUACCAGUCUGCGAUUUUUUAUCAGAUUAUUGAAACAGAUAUCAGCUGAAUACUUGGGAAGUAAACCGUAAUUACUAAUAAUUGUGCCCAUCAGUGUUGUGCUUUUCAUGAUAUGUUGUGGAAAACAAGUGCAGCCAACUGUGGGUUAAAUGAUACACCAGGUAAGUAUGCCAGUUUUGUACACAGACCUAAAUGGCACAGAGUAAUUUCUUGUGACAUUCGAUAUCGUUUCUUACUAAUGCUUGAUUUAUGGCUUUCGAAUUGUAUUAUGAAAAUGUUAACUUUUGCUAUGCUGUAAACUUGAUUGUGUGUGUGUGUGUUUUUCAUUUAUUUUUGUAAUAUGUUACUGUUACUGUGUUACAUUGCUUUGUUUUAUAUUUAGCUACUCUGUGAUUGAUGAUACUCUGUGUUUAAUAUGGUGUUUAUUGUUAUAAAUUACACGUUUUGUAAUCUU
This is a messenger RNA of Zootermopsis nevadensis, 5374 nucleotides long. NCBI's taxonomy places the organism in Eukaryota, Metazoa, Arthropoda, Insecta, Blattodea, Termopsidae. The record is from RefSeq and is a predicted model, not a curated record.